AUGUAUUCGGCAAAGUCAAUCUUCUACGCGGCCCUCAGUGCUUCGGUGUCUUUUACAUCUGUACAAGCACAAGUUGCGGACUAUCCGUUCGACAUUAACGGCGCUUUCGAGGGAGCUUCUGCCAGCACAACAGACUUCAACACAGGUGGCACCUUCAGGUGCAAUGGCCACGUUAUCACUGUGCCCAAGAAUCUUCAAGUCACAUUCCCCGCGGCUUUCAUACCGUACAAGGAAUUCGUGGGCAGCAGUGGUGGCUACGCUGGCUACAACUGCGAGGUCACGGGCAAUGUCGUAAACGGGGUUCCCAUCGCUGCUCAGGUCUCAAUCGCCCAAUCGCUUCUGAAUGGCGCCUCUGGUUUCGUUGACAGCGUGAACACUGAUGGCCGGAUCAAGUUGACGGACGGAAGCACCAUCCGUAUCAACGACCCUAACGCCAUCUACUCCGUUGGAUACACUUCCCAGCCUUUCUUCACUGCAGACGACGCCAAUCCAAGCAUCAGCUCUUUCUCUGGCUUUCCCAUCAAAGCACCCGAUGCCCUGGUCAUGGCUCCCAUUGUAGCUGGUGAUUUCGUCGAGUACUCUGGUGUUCAGUCCGGUAGCGAGAUCAUCGUCUACAAUCUCGUCGUUAGCAACGUCCAAAUCACCACCACGGGCGCUCCGACGUACAUCCGCAUGGAGGAUGCCAACAUUGGUGUUUGGACCGCCGACACUGUCAAUCAGGAAAUCGCACAGACUAGAUUCGUCGGCUACACAUCUGACUCUGCCGCGAAUGUCAACCCCAUCAAGAUCUACGCCAUUGAGUACGACCCGUGCACCGGCGAGGCCGUCGACCGUGAGAUCGCGGGUGUGAGCGUGCCCGGCACCGAGGUGCGCAACAAGUUUGAGUAUCGCAUCAAGGCGACCCAGAACGACAACUACGCCCGCGAGUACCGCGUUGUCGCCGGCACCGGCACCGUGAAGACCAAGAACGGUAUUAUGGCCGGCCAGUACGUCAUGCCUGUGUCGGAAUGGAUCCAGCCCGAGGACUCCGUUCCCGGUCGCCCUCCCAGCCCGCACGACUUCCGUAGUUACGCUUUCUUGACCAAGGGACUGGGUCGCGAUGCCGAGGGUAACCUUUGGGGCCCGCUGAACCCCUUCCCCCAGACUGGUGCCACCCUCUACGACAACUCCAAGUGCCCUCCCGCUACCACCCCUACCACAGGCACUGGUACUGGAACGGGCACUGGAACGGGCACAAGCACAACCCCUGUCACCGCUGCCAGCAGCUCGGCGGCAGCCGUCAAGUACAAGGAUGUCGUCACGAUGCCCACCUUCAACUGGGUCUCGUCUCAGAGCGGCACCCUCACCGUCGGCUGCCAGUCCAACAGCACCGACGAUGCCGCGGUUGCGAUGAAGCUGAGCUACACCAACAAGGACGGCACUACCACCGGCCUUGCCAUGAUUUCCGGUGGCAAGGGUCUCUGGAACUUCAAUAGUAACAAGAUCAAGCAGCCCACAACUGGAACGGUCAUCUGCAAGAGUGGUCUUGGCGGCCAGGUGGCGCGCUGA
Colletotrichum fioriniae is the source of this 1548-nucleotide messenger RNA. The record is from RefSeq and is a predicted model, not a curated record. Lineage: Eukaryota; Fungi; Ascomycota; Sordariomycetes; Glomerellales; Glomerellaceae.